UUAUAGUUUACCUUGGAAACGCAAAUUGAAGAAAUUUAUAUUUUUCCUCGGAAUUUUUUCAUUUCAGUGAUUUACGUCCCAUUUUUCGUAUUUGAACUUUUAAAUUGUGGAAGAAAAAACUUUUUUAAACUCAAAAAAUGCCAAAAGUCGUUUCAAGAAGCAUUGUGUGUUCAGAUACGAAGGAUCAAGAAGAGUAUAAUGAAGAUAAACCUCUAAAUGUUUAUUACUGUCUUUGUGGUAAUAUGGCUUUAAUUUUAGAUUGUAAUCUUGAAAAGUUACCUGUGAGACCUAGAGAUGGAUCUCGUGUAAUUGAUGGCGUAAAACAUGCUCAUAAACUGACGUGUGAACAAGACGAAACAGUUUAUAUAAAAAGGGCUGAAGGAGUUGAAAAACAACACAGGAAAAAAUGCAAAAAAUGUGGCUUUAUCCUUUUUUACCAACACGAUCCUAACAGUAAUGUAACAUUUAUCGUAAAAGGAGCUGUACGAAAAGUUACUGGAGGUCUUUCUCAAACAAAUGUCUAUUCACAAAUACCAGAACCCAAAAAGAUUAUGGUCACAAAGCAUACAAAGAACAUGGGAAAAUUCAGUUCUGUAACUGUAUCUACCAUUGAUGAAGAGGAAGAAGAAAUUGAAGCAAGAGAAGUUGCUGACUCAUAUGCAAACAAUGCAAGAAUCAUUGAAAAGCAAUUGGAAAGGAAAGGAAUGAACAAAAGGAAAUCACUUGAACAGGGAGCUUUUAUAGAAGCAGAAAUCAAGAAAAAGCCAAGAGGAACUCUUUUAGAUAAGAAAAGUGAAUUUUGAAUCCAUUUUAUCCAGGAAAUGAGAGGGGGAAAAUGUUUACUUGAAAACUGAAGAAAAUGGCACUUUAAACCAAGUAUUGUAAUAUAGAAUAAAAAUUUGUACAUACUUAUUUUGUGUAUAUACUUAUGUGUAGGAAGAUGUUAUUGGUUUUUAAAGAAACCUGCUUCUUUGG
Uloborus diversus is the source of this 975-nucleotide messenger RNA. Its product is annotated as STING ER exit protein-like. Lineage: Eukaryota; Metazoa; Arthropoda; Arachnida; Araneae; Uloboridae. The record is from RefSeq and is a predicted model, not a curated record. The transcript has 7 exons. The coding region runs from base 138 to 803 and encodes 221 amino acids.